Molecule: messenger RNA, 1934 nt
Organism: Postia placenta MAD-698-R-SB12
Lineage: Eukaryota; Fungi; Basidiomycota; Agaricomycetes; Polyporales; Adustoporiaceae
Exons: 3
Coding region: 8-1747 (579 amino acids)
Molecular function (GO): protein binding
Source: RefSeq, a predicted model, not a curated record
AACUAGGAUGGCAGCCCCAAAGUCACAUCCUGCUACACCCAUAUGCCUUCCUCAGUCUAUUUUCGACGACAUUGGCCUGAACACGAUCCCCAACUCUGCGUCGGAUGUGUCCUUGAUCUAUUCGAAGCUCUUCGGCGGGUAUCGCUGUGGGGUCCUAUGUGGUGCCUCGAAUCCGACAUGCGAUGUCGUCCCCUCGCACCCUAAUAGCUCACAGGAUCCCACGAGUCGUAUGGACAGUUUCGGCGUACUGGGGGAAGGAGAUCAUAGUAGCUUUCUCCAUCUUGCGGUGAUGAUGACCGACGUCCCUAUGGCAUACGAGUGCAUCCGUCUGGGCAUAAUGGUCAACUGCCAAGACGCUAGAGGGCGUACACCUCUUCUUUUCACGCUGGCACUGGUACUCGAUGCGAUGGAGGCAUUUUGGAAACCCCGGAGGACUAGCUCGUGUCAGUACCCUCCUUUCCCUCCGGGGUUCCUGGACGACCCAGUAGGCCAACCCCGCAAUAGGCUGUGGCGCUUGACACGAAUAGUUCAUGUACUCCUACAACAACAUGCAGAUCCAAACAUCAAAUCCGCCGCGAACGAGACUUGUCUCCAGCUUGCGUGCGGGACCAGACAAUGGGAACUCGUCGACAUGCUUCUCCAGCACGGCGCAGAUCCUGCCCCCCAAGGUUCUUCCAACCUUAUGUCUCUCUUCAGCGACUCCGAAGUGCAGGAGCACCUGACCGAGCUCCUGGCAGCCCAUGCAAAUCCCAAGCGUCCGGAGCGCCUCUGUCCUUGCUUUUCAGGAAAGACCUUAGCGCAGUGUCAUGCUGCUCGUGCACAGCCAUAUCCGGUAGAUUUUGUAUGCCCGUGCGCCUCUGGAAAGCAGUACGGCAAGUGCUGCCUCAAGCGUUCUGCGCUGCUCUCAGAGAGCUGGUCCGACGAAAAGCAAAAGCUCGUGGUCGGUGGCGUAUGGCUUAGCCGAGCGACGUUCGACUCGCGCAACAUCGACCCAGAGCUCUGUCGCGUCCUGGACGCAUUCUCGGAUUACGUGCGACGCAGACGCCCCGACGAGGCGUUCAUCCGGGCCCGGGCCGCUGCCGAGCUGCGUCACGUAGGAGACAUCAUCGACACACUUUCUCGCGAAGGGCUUGGAGAUAUUGCCUUCAUCGCUGUCAUGAAGAAGCUUUCUCCGUACAUUGUCAUGCCGUAUGAGAAUACUCUCUCGAAGGUCGGAUGCGAGAAUGCCACAAAGGCGUGGAACGACAGCGUAGAUCUGUACAUCGAGACGAGACCCGAAUCGAUUGAUGUGCGACCUCGGAUUGAGAUCGAGAAGGUCGCGAAGGUUGCGAACGACGGAGGACCGCUAUACAAGCGGUGCGAAGCAUCUGGCUGUUUAGCGGUGGAAGGCGUUGACGGGGCGAAGAUGAAGAUCUGCACCGGCUGCAAGAGGAUCCUGUAUUGCGGAUCUGCAUGCCAGGCGGCCGAUUGGUCUCAGCACAAGGCGGAGUGCAAGAAAGGCAGCCAUCCGCUGCAGAUGCUCCCUUCGCAGGCGCAAUUCCGUGCGCAACUCGACGGGCUGUUGCGGGAGUCGUUGAAGAAGAUACAGAAGAUGCAGAACAUGGAGGAGGCCUUCCGAGGAGACGUGUCGGCUGCGGCUGGUAUAUCUCUGGCAUCGACUGCUCAUGCGAUGGGUAUACAGCAGGGUUUCACCUCCGGUGCUGACGGAGUAGCAAAUCUUGAUCGGCCGUGCGUUUUGAAGGUGUAAACGGAUAGGACAAAGACUUUGAGAUGGAAGAUGGAGAACACGACAAUCACGCGCGUGCGGGGGUUUAUUUGUACGUGAGUAGGAUUCAUUGCGGAAUUGUAACAUCACCGGUAUCCUGGAACAUAUUUGUAACAUAGUUUUCUGUAUGAAAGCAAUGAUACGGCGUCAAUGUUGAUGGCAACGUCUG